AUCUGCCUAGCUGUGGGCUCCACGCCAUCAGGCGCUUGCAUGCACGGGAUAGAUUUGUCCUGCACUGAAAUGCCACAAAAAGGGAAAGAGCCUCAGGCAUUAAUUGAUGUGUUUGUUCUGCUUGGUAAUCAUUAAUUGUCCUCUGAAAUAAAGCAGAAUAAAUGGCAGCACAAAGAGGUCAAUAGGAGCCCCUCAGAUGCAGUGCUUGCUGGUUCAAGGUGGUAAAAAAGGGUGUUCUUUGGGGGUGCUUUUGCUAUAGAUCUUUGGAAUUAUACGCUUUUAGUUUGCUCAGCCCCUGCUACGAGAAACUCCAUCUACUCUGACAUCCCCCCAAACAGACUUAGAGUGACCAUUUCAAGAGCUCCGAAGACCUUCCCUGCCUUGCUAGCAUGAAGCAACCCGUGUUUUGGAAUGUGCUGGAAUACGUUUGCCGACUGCUGGGCGUCUUGACUGGAGCAGUGCUCCUUGGUGUGGGCAUAGACACGCUCCUGCAUGGACAGUUUAAGAGCCUGGCUCUUUACCUCCUUAUUUCAGGGAUGGCGGUCUUUCUGUGGGAAGUAGUGUACUUUGCCAGCCUCCUUUUGGUUACCUGCUUCAUCCCCAGGAUGGGAUCCAUGAUGCACACUUGUUGGGCCCGAGCCAAACAUCGCGGGGCUUUCCAGAAAUUCCUAGCCUACGCCCUGCUCUCCAUAGCCUGCUUUGUCAGUCCUGUCCAUGUCUGGCAGGUCACAUUCCCAGGCAUCCUGCUAGUGCUCACCAGUCUAGCCUAUUUCCUGCUCAGUAAGCAACAGAAAGAAGGCACAGGAAAUGGAGCACAAGAACAGAACAGGGACCCCUGUGAUGCAGUUAUAGAUGAACUGGCUGAAGACAGGAGUAGACAAACAUCCUCUUUCCACCGUAAAUUCAGUUCCCUUGCUGGAUAUCUGAGGAGCCUCUUCAAAGGCUGCAGAAGGCCAAAUGCUUUCAUGGCCUCUUCAAGCGUUCUGUCUAUGAGGAAGCACGUUGACUUUGAGGAACAGGUGGAGCAUAUGACACUUCCUCUCAGAGAAGAGCCAGAGGGCCUGGCCAAGGAAAGCACACCUGAAACGGCCUUCAUCCUUCCCCCCCAGAUAUGAGGCUCUGGGCAAUUCAAGAACAAGCUCUUAAGGGAUGGUCUGCUUUUCUUCCACUGUGUUUAAUUAUUCAGUCAUAGCGUUACACGUAACAGUUCUGACAGCCACUGGAAGAGAGGAAUUGCCUAGUCUGAGAAAUGGACCUUGAUAACAUUGCUGAAAAGACUUCUACUUGGAUAGAGGAAUGUAUGGAUUGCAGAAGGACAUCUCACCUCACCCCAUUUCCUUGCCCUUAGGUCUCAGUUGUCCUGAAAAGUCUUUUAAGGAGAAAGUUGAUUGGACUGCUAUGCAGCAUCUCCUUACAGGAAUUGCUCAGGUACUUUGAACAUGACAAGUGAACAUCAUGUGAAGGAAGGCCGUGCAUGGGACUACAAACAGCUUCCCUUUUGUAUGAAGUGGGGUGAGGCCACUUUUGCUUUUCCAGAACCUGAAGCAGGUCAGUCAGCGAUUCUCAGCAUUGUAAGGCUGCAGGGACAAGAAGAUUGGAGAUCAUUUUCAAAACUAUUUUUGAGGGUUGGAGAGUGGUGGUAUGGAAGUACUUUGUGUUUUAUUUACCUGUUAGCUCCAAUGCUAGAAAGCAAAUACAUAUCUAAAAUAGAAUACUUACUUAAAUCUUUUGAUGUGGUGAUUGUACCAGUGUGAUACAAUCUUACAUAUUUUUAUUAGAAGAAAGUCCUGCUGUCUUUAAUAGUACUUGUGCCAGUAACCAUAAUUAUAUAUACAUAAAUCUCAGCACCAGUUAUCCCUAAAGUGUGUGUAAGUGUGUGUAGCAAGAUAGCUAAUCCAAUUUACCGUAAUUUUUGAAAGCUGAACUAAUUUUAUACCUAAUCCACUUGUCUUGCAGUAUGACAAGUGGAAACUCCAGUUCUCUUGAUCUUCAGUUCAUGGACAUAGCCCCUGACAUUUUCCUGUAGAAUCUGCUCGUAUAAUUCAGAAUUCAUGGUUCCAUCAAUGAUGGCAAGUCGUCCUGGUCCAGAGGCAGCAAAGCAGGCCCAAACGGUGAUACUGCCACCACCAUG
Messenger RNA from Python bivittatus (Burmese python), 2131 nucleotides. It is a transcript of the gene TMEM72, whose product is annotated as transmembrane protein 72. Lineage: Eukaryota; Metazoa; Chordata; Lepidosauria; Squamata; Pythonidae. The record is from RefSeq and is a predicted model, not a curated record.